AUGCACUUCGUACUAUCCAUCCUGGCCCUGGCGAUAUCUGCCUUGGCCGAAGAACCUACGAAAACGACAAGAGACUUCAAAGCCGUGCCUGCUGCCAAACGUCACCUCCUCCUACCCCGGCAAACGUUCUUCCCGAACCCCUUCGGCGACGUGAGCGACGAAUGCGUUAAGGCCGCCGAGGAGUUCGUCGACUCUCUCCCUACGCCUGAUCCCGACCUGAUCCAGGCGAUCGACGUGCCUACAGAAGAAGGCUGCUACACGCUGCCAGAAUCGCUGUAUGAUGCUUGGAGCAGCUACUCUAGCGAGGCAAAGUCUUGGGCUACUGCGCACGCAGAUAUUAUGAGCAAGGCGGAGGAGCAUUGCCCCGAGAGUCCUAUUGGACCUAACUCCGAGUGGUGCGAUGGCGAAGAUCCAAACGAGAACCUUGCGGCCGGGUCGGAAGCACCUUUCGUCGUUGCUGCGGGCGUUGCUGUUGCGGCUGCGCUUCUGCUUUGA
Emericellopsis atlantica is the source of this 495-nucleotide messenger RNA. RefSeq lists its product as uncharacterized. Bases 1 to 495 code for a protein of 164 amino acids. The record is from RefSeq and is a predicted model, not a curated record. The transcript has a single exon. Lineage: Eukaryota; Fungi; Ascomycota; Sordariomycetes; Hypocreales; Bionectriaceae.